Molecule: messenger RNA, 880 nt
Organism: Amborella trichopoda
Lineage: Eukaryota; Viridiplantae; Streptophyta; Magnoliopsida; Amborellales; Amborellaceae
Source: RefSeq, a predicted model, not a curated record
GCAACCAUGCAACGACCUUUUACCCUUCAAAUCGGGCGGCAUCAUCAUUCAUUCUCACCUGCAAGUUCACCUUUAUCUUGCCGCCUUUUCUCUCUCUACACCAUUGUUGCCGCCCUUUCUUUCUCUAGAAAAGGCUCGCCAUUAAGACACCAGGAAAUGUCCAAAAUGGAGCGAAUUUUAAAAGAGAAAAAACCCCAGGGUCUCAAUAGCAAAAAAAACAACACAAAAGUAGAUGACAGAGAGAGAAAGACUGAAGAGAGAGAAAGGGGCGGGAGAUGGAACGCUACGGCAUUGUCAUCAUCUCUCCAAGCAUCAGCUCCCCUUCUUCGUCAGACCUAGACACAGAGUCGACUCUUUCAUUUUUUGAGGAGAGGAGCACGAGCCUGGGUGCUCUCAUGGGAGUAAGUGUGGCCCCAGUGAGGAGAGAGAGAGAAAAGAGAAAACAGAGGAGUUGCUGGUGGUGCUGCAUUGGAGAUGAAGAGGAGCAGAAGGUCGUGGCGUCUUCUUCUUGUUAUACUCUGGGCCAUUUAUUAGAGGCAGAGAGGAGACAAGGCUUUCUCGUUCCUCCUGCGAAUGGAGGAGAAAAUCUUCUCUUUGAAGAUGGAAGGGUUCUUCCUCCUCGCCAUCAUCUUCCUCCUCCUUCUGUAACCAGGCUGCCUGUUUGUUUUAAUGGCAUUUGUAGGAGGAGGAGUUAGUGAAGAAUAAAAUCGUGUUGAUGUCUCUCUCUAUUUUCGAUUCUCUCAUUCUGUUUAUUGGGUUGGUCAUUUUGUGAAUAUAGUUUUGUACAAGGUCCUAUGCUAUAGCGUACAUCGAUAUUUGACCCUAAUAUUUUGAUCAUUUGGAACUUGAGAUCACAAAUAUGAAAGGAUUUCUCUCGUAA